Messenger RNA from Gorilla gorilla gorilla (western lowland gorilla), 672 nucleotides. RefSeq lists its product as uncharacterized. NCBI's taxonomy places the organism in Eukaryota, Metazoa, Chordata, Mammalia, Primates, Hominidae. The record is from RefSeq and is a predicted model, not a curated record.
AUGCUCCCGAUCAAGCUGACACCUAAAAUUCACAAUAGCCACGGAAGCUCUGGAGGACAGACGUCUGGGCUCACGGUGUCAGAGUGGCCCUUCCUCCGGCUCUGGAGGACAGACGUCCGGGCUCGCGGUGUCACAGAGUGGCCCUUCCUCGGGCUCUGGAGGACAGACGUCCGGGCUCGCGGUGUACAGAGUGGCCCUUCCUCCGGCUCUGGAGGACAGACGUCCGGGCUCGCGGUGUCACAGAGUGGCCCUUCCUCAGGCUCUGGAGGACAGACGUCCGGGAUCGCGGUGUCAGCAGAGUGGCCCUUCCUCCGGCUCUGGAGGACAGACGUCUGGGAUCACGGUGUCAGUAGAGGGGCCCUUCCUCUGGAGCCUCUAGUGGGGAACCUGUUAGUUGCAUCUUUCGGCUUCUGGUGGCUGGUGUUUCUUUUUUCAUCUUUUUUUUUUUUUUUUAAUUUAAUUAGAGACAGGGUCUGCCUGUGUAGCCCAGGCUGGUCUCAAACUCCUGGCCUCAAGCAGUCCUCCUGCUCUGUCCUCACAAAGUGCUGUGGUUACAGGCAUGAGUCAUGGGGCCCAGCCUGUUGGUGUUUCCUGACUUGUGGCCCCAUCACUGCAGUCUCUGCCUUCAGGGUCACAUGGCCUCCUCCUCUGCUGGAGCAUCCCCUCCCGUAA